This is a messenger RNA of Brassica napus (rape), 1013 nucleotides long. Its product is annotated as rhodanese-like domain-containing protein 17. Bases 192 to 653 code for a protein of 153 amino acids. NCBI's taxonomy places the organism in Eukaryota, Viridiplantae, Streptophyta, Magnoliopsida, Brassicales, Brassicaceae. The transcript is spliced from 6 exons. The record is from RefSeq and is a predicted model, not a curated record. Gene Ontology annotation, molecular function: catalytic activity.
GACAAAAAAGGAAAACAAUACAAGAGGCAGUAAAUCCAACGGCGGAUAUACCAUCUAUACACGCCUCUGCCGCCAAAAUGAAAACAAGAGUACUCGAAUCCAACGGCGGAUAGCACCGGAUUCAACAAGGAUAGAUUUGGACUGCUAAAAUAUAUACAGGUUAAAACUUAUGAAUCUUCUUGUUCAAUAAAAUGGUUUCCUCCCACUUUAUAAGAUCAGUUCUUUUUAUUUUCAUUGUUUAUCUUCAUCUUCCUUGCACGACUUUAUCAAACUCAGAACCAGAAGAUAUUACUAUCGAUGUGAACCAAGCCCAUAAACUUCUUCAUCAGGGCCACACUUUUCUCGAUGUCAGAACUGUUGAAGAAUUCGAGAAAGGCCAUGUUAAUUCAGAGAAAGUCUUUAAUGUUCCCUACUGGUUCUAUACUCCACAAGGUCAAGAAAAUAACCCAAAUUUCUUGAAACAUGUUUCAUCUCUCUUUAACCAAACGGAUAAUCUCGUCGUGGGAUGUAAAUCUGGAGUUAGAUCUUUGUAUGCUACCAGAGUUCUUGUUUCUUCUGGAUUCAAGAGUGUAAGAAACAUGGAUGGUGGUUAUAUCGCUUGGAUGGAGAAGAGAUUUCCAGUUAAAGUGGAACUCAAGUACGAUGAGCUCUGAUUCAUUUCAGCUAACCAAAGAUGGGAUGUAAAUCUGGAGUUAGAUCUUUGUAUGCUACCAGAGUUCUUGUUUCUUCUGGAUUCAAGAGUGUAAGAAACAUGGAUGGUGGUUAUAUCGCUUGGAUGGAGAAGAGAUUUCCAGUUAAAGUGGAACUCAAGUACGAUGAGCUCUGAUUCAUUUCAGCUAACCAAAGAUGGCAUGUUAAAUUGAAUUUUCAAACUUUAGAUUUAUUAUAGCAAAAAGAAACACAAACUGAAGAUUUUGUGGUUGAGAUUUCAAAGAGAAGAAAAAAUGGGCAGGCCGGGCACUGUAGCUCCGGAAUCAAGAAUGUAUAUAUUGCCGGAGACAUAUUUCGAAGAG